CGGAAGUGCAGUUCUCUGCACGGCCCGUGGGGGGGAAUGUGGCGCAAGAGACGCGGUGCUACGCUGUGUGUACAUACGAACUUCUGCCUUAAAAAAAAAUCAAUAAAUAGUUUUCUUCCGUCUUUUUUUGUAAGUUUAGGGGAAAUUCUGCCAUUUCUGAAUACAACCCUGCAGGGAGUACCGCGCAUCAAGCAUAAAAUGCCUCGCAGACGACAGAGACAUAUGGUCGGGAGCGGUUCGGAUGGAACUGAAGACUCUGACUCCUCCGCUGAAAGGGAACAGACCAACAGUUCAGAGAGUGAUGGCAACGUGUCCAAGAGACAGCGCCUCACCAGAGCCUCUACUCGCCUUAGCCAAAGCUCUCAGGAUACUCCGGACUUGAAGCGGGCCGCCGACCACGACGACGAGUCUCCGCCACUGACGCCCACGGGAAACGCCCCCUCUUCUGAAUCCGAGCUGGACAUCUCCAGCCCCAAUGCCUCCCACGACGAGAGCCUGGCCAAAGAUCAAGCCAGCAGAGACUCUGACAAGGACCUGCCCCACCGACCCAAGCGCCGCCGCUGUCACGAGACCUACAACUUCAACAUGAAGUGCCCCACGCCGGGGUGCAACUCCCUCGGUCAUCUCACAGGAAAGCAUGAACGCCAUUUUGCAGUAUCAGGUUGCCCUCUUUACCACAAUCUUUCUGCUGAUGAAUGCAAGGUAAAAGCCGUCAGCCGCGAGAAACAAGAGGAGGAGGUGAAGGAGGAAAACAACUCGCGCCACGCCACUCGCCACCAGACGCCGACGUCGAAACAGAGCAGAUACAAAGAGCAGGUGUCUGAGAUGAGGAAGGGGCGGAACUCGGGCCUUCAGAAGGAGCAGAAGGAGAAGCACAUGGAGCAUCGGCAGACGCACAGCAACACCAGAGAGCCUCUGCUGGAGAACAUCACCAGUGAAUAUGACCUGGAGCUCUUCAGAAAAGCCCAGGCCCGUGCAUCUGAAGAUCUGGAGAAGCUGCGUAUCCAGGGCCAGAUCACCGAGGGCAGCAACAUGAUCAAGACCAUCCUGUUUGGCCGCUACGAGCUGGACACCUGGUACCACUCGCCGUACCCCGAGGAGUACGCGCGCCUCGGUCGCCUCUACGUCUGCGAGUUCUGUCUGAAGUACAUGAAGAGCCAGACCAUUCUCAGAAGACACAUGGCCAAGUGUGUGUGGAAGCAUCCUCCUGGAGACGAGGUGUACAGAAAAGGAGGCAUUUCUGUGUUCGAAGUCGAUGGCAAAAAGAACAAGAUCUACUGCCAGAACCUGUGUUUACUCGCCAAGCUCUUCUUGGACCACAAGACGCUGUACUACGACGUCGAGCCCUUCCUCUUCUACGUCAUGACGGAGGCUGACAACACCGGCUGCCAUUUAGUGGGCUACUUUUCCAAGGAGAAGAAUUCCUUCCUCAACUACAAUGUGUCUUGUAUCCUGACGAUGCCACAGUACAUGAGGCAGGGCUUCGGCAAGAUGCUCAUCGACUUCAGCUACCUGCUGUCCAAAGUAGAGGAGAAGGUGGGCUCCCCGGAGAGGCCUCUGUCCGACCUGGGCCUCAUCAGUUACCGGAGCUACUGGAAGGAGGUGUUGCUCCGAUACAUGUGCACCUUCCAGGGCAAGGAGAUCUCCAUCAAAGAGAUCAGCCAGGAGACCGCCGUGAACCCGGUGGACAUCGUCAGCACCCUGCAGUCCCUCCAGAUGCUGAAGUACUGGAAGGGGAAGCACCUGGUGUUGAAGAGACAGGACCUGAUAGAUGAGUGGAAAGCAAAGGAGAUCAAGCGAGGCCACAGCAACAAAACCAUCGACCCGAGCUCGCUGAAGUGGACCCCCCCCAAAGGGACAUGAGCACUGCCAUCCUCCGGCUACUGAAUAAACUCAACUCCAGCCUAACCACAAGUAGCCUAAGACCUACAAACUGUCAACAAAGACCAACGUACAUUCUUUUUCAUGAAGGUUCUUCUUUUUUUUUUUACUUUUUGUAUUUUACUUGUCAUUUAGGUUUUAAGCUCCAAACUUUCCAAGUCCAGUUAUUCUCGACUUAACCAAUUAACAGUAGAGAGUUUCUUUUUCCUAUUUGUUUUAAAACUGCCUUCAUCUAAUAAGCUUUGAAUGUUAAAUGAUACACGGUCCAGUGUGGUGCGUAACAUGAAUGUUUGCUUUGCUCAAGCAGAAAAACAAGAAGAAAAAAAAAUAAGACUUACUGGCAUUCAGCAACAUUUUGUUAUUUUUUUAUUUCAUUCAAGAAAUGUGCAUUUUUAAGAUGGUGGUUUGUGUUUGGGCUAAAUACAAUUAUUGUCAGCAUGAAGCGGGUGUAUUUUCAAACAGUACGAUGUAUGGUGACGUUUUCUUUGGUUGGUGUAAAAUUGUAUAGCUUAUAACGACGUGUACUUGGUUCUUGUCGCUCCAUCAGUACAGGACGGGGACCCAUUCCUCGGAGGAACCUGCCAAGCGAUGGAACAGUAAAAAUGACAUUCUGCGUUUGCCCGAGAAUAAAAUGUAAGGAUGCACAUUGAAAUAAAACGACCUCAGGUUUUUAUACCCGUACAAUCCUACCUCGCCUGUGUUGUUCCUCCGAGACGUCGCUCACAGUCGUGGUUGCAGACGGGAUGUCUCUGCUUAAAGAUUCUGUCACGAAAAAAAACCCGGAAAACUUUUCAGUGUUGAUCGUAGCCGUCAAAUGUGUUCUAGCGAUUUGGUAUUUUUAAUAUCAAUAAAGCUGCUUUUGAUAUUUUGGAA
This is a messenger RNA of Pungitius pungitius (ninespine stickleback), 2754 nucleotides long. RefSeq names its product K(lysine) acetyltransferase 7b (gene kat7b). Gene Ontology annotation, biological process: negative regulation of DNA-templated transcription; positive regulation of transcription by RNA polymerase II. The coding region runs from base 37 to 1863 and encodes 608 amino acids. The transcript has 14 exons. Gene Ontology annotation, molecular function: zinc ion binding; transcription coregulator activity; histone acetyltransferase activity. The record is from RefSeq and is a predicted model, not a curated record. Gene Ontology annotation, cellular component: nucleus; chromatin. Lineage: Eukaryota; Metazoa; Chordata; Actinopteri; Perciformes; Gasterosteidae.